This is a messenger RNA of Mustela lutreola (European mink), 2650 nucleotides long. RefSeq names its product sialic acid acetylesterase (gene SIAE). The transcript has 10 exons. Gene Ontology annotation, biological process: carbohydrate metabolic process. The coding region runs from base 161 to 1723 and encodes 520 amino acids. The record is from RefSeq and is a predicted model, not a curated record. Gene Ontology annotation, molecular function: sialate O-acetylesterase activity. NCBI's taxonomy places the organism in Eukaryota, Metazoa, Chordata, Mammalia, Carnivora, Mustelidae.
CCGGCUUCGCGACAGAACUGCCCGGGAGGGGGUGGAGUCAGGCCUCCCCGCCCCGCGCAGGCCCCGCCCACGACUCCGGCACCCCAUUUCCCCCCCACCCGCCGCCGCCCCUGAAGUCCGUGUCCAGAGUCCCGCACCCGGGUGGCGGAUCUUCGCCAACAUGGUAGCGCCGGGAUUUGUGUUUGGGCUGGUGCUGCCUUUAAUCCUGCCGGCCGACACGAGUGCAGAUGUCGCCUUUCGCUUCGCCUCAUACAUCAAUAACUACAUGGUGCUGCAGAAGGAGCCUGCCGGGGCAGUGAUCUGGGGCUAUGGCACAUCGGGAGCCACGGUGACAGUGACUCUGUGGCAAGGUCAGGAAACCAUCAUGAGGAAAGUGACAAGUGUGAAAGGACACUCUAACAGCUGGAUGGUGGUUCUGGAUCCUGUGAAGCCUGGGGGACCUUACGAGAUGGUGGCACAACAGACUUUUGGGAGAACGAACAGCACGCUGAGAGUUCAUGAUGUCCUGUUUGGAGAUGUCUGGCUUUGCAGUGGGCAGAGUAACAUGCAGAUGACAGUUUCACAGAUAUUCAAUGCCACAAGAGAACUGGCCAACACUGUGGCCUAUCAGUCUGUCCGCAUCUUCUCCGUGUCACUUAUUCAGGCAGAGCAGGAGCUGGAGGACCUUGCUCAGGUUGACCUGCAGUGGGCUAAGCCCUCCUCAGAGAACUUAGGCCAUGGGAUUUUCACGUACAUGUCAGCAGUGUGCUGGCUCUUCGGGCGCCACCUGUAUGAUGUCCUGCAGUACCCCAUCGGGCUGAUGUCCUCCUCGUGGGGUGGGACACCCAUCGAAGCGUGGUCUUCUGGAAGGCCACUGAGAGCCUGUGGUGUUCCAGCACGAGGGUUCACUCAGUCUGAUUCUGUGACGGGUCCCAGUAAGCACUCUGUUCUCUGGAAUGCCAUGAUCCACCCACUGCAUAACAUGACUCUGAAAGGGGUGAUAUGGUACCAGGGGGAGUCCAACGUGGAUUUUAACAGGGACCUGUACAAUUGUACAUUCCCUGCGCUCAUUGAAGACUGGCGCCAGACCUUCCACUGGGGGUCCCAGGGGCAGACAGAGCGUUUCUUCCCAUUUGGAUUUGUCCAGUUAUCUUCAUAUCUUUCUGCAACCUCGGAUGACGCAUUCCCCCAGAUCCGUUGGCAUCAAACAGCAGAUUUUGGCUAUGUCCCCAACGCAAGGAUGCCCAACACUUUCAUGGCAGUAGCAAUGGAUCUCUGUGAUAGGAAGUCACCUUUUGGCAGCAUCCACCCUCGAGACAAACAGACAGUGGCUUACAGGCUGCACUUGGGGGCCCGGGCUGUGGCUUAUGGUGAGAAGUUGAUCUUUCAAGGACCACUGCCUGAGAACAUGGAGCUCCUGGUUGACAAGGGGCUGCUCAACGUCACGUAUUCACAGGAAAUCCAGGUGCAGAGGCAGGACAAGAUAUUUGAGGUCUCAUGUUGCCGUGACCGUCAGUGCAAGUGGCUCCCAGCUCCCAUGGACGCUUUCUCAGCCCAGACGGUGGCCCUGAAUAUCCGUUCUUGCCGUGGUGCUCUGGCUGCCGUUCGCUACGCCUGGACCACGUGGCCUUGUGAAUAUAAGCAGUGCCCCCUAUACCACCCCAUCAGCACCCUGCCAGCCCCUCCCUUCAUUGCGUCCCUGACAGACCCAAGGCGGGGCAAGCACAGCGAGCUUGCUGAGUGACGUAGUGGCCUCAUGACCCUCAUCUUGGACUUGUGGGUCCUUGAGAUUUGGGCAUUUAGGUGUUGAAGUGAUGACAACUAAUGCUUUUAAAGGCAACUAAUAGCAAAGCCGCCUGGCCAGCUCCCAGCCAGCACAUGGUUGUUUCUAGAUUCUGAAUAGGAGACAAGCCAGUGCUGGCAGGCAAAGGAGAUGCUUGCCUUUUGUCCCCUAGACAGCCUGUGUCUUACUGGACUAAUUCCCAGCUACAAACAAAUGCAGCCUGUGUCAUUCACUUGCCUUGUGGAGAGCGUGCGGUGUCACACUUUUGUGACCUUAUGUCCAGCGUUGGGUGGAAAUACACGGCUGGAAGAGAUUUCAAGGCUCAUUAUUUAUGUGUUCUUUACAGGAUCUGGCUAGUGGUUACUGAGUCUCUGUACAAAGUUUCUAAACUUCCCAACAGUUUUUCCUUAUGUAGAACUGAACUCUUUCUAGCCCUAUUUGUGUUCUCAAAGCCAAAAACAGUUUUGUUCCUUCAGUCUAAAUAAUGAUAAUGUGACUGUCUGAAACCAACCAGCCCCGUGUGCAGGCAUGUGGGAUGGCGCGGAGGGGCUGCCUGAGGGAGGAGGAGAUGGGGGCGUUGGUAGCGGCCCAGGAACGUAUGUGGGCAGCCAGGGACGGGUGGGGGAGUCACAGGCUCAGGACUUGACAACAGAGGUUCCUGAGAAGCAAGCAGGUUCAGUAUAAUCUCAGGCUUUUUAAGGUAAGAGGUUUACCUAUAAAAAGGAUAACCCAGAUGGAAGAAAAAAGAGGCUGAAAAUAAAGCUCCAUGAUAAGCAUGUAGAAAAAUAAUCCAGAUGGGACAAAUGUGAAAGCGUGCUCUGUGUGGACUGUUAAGAAUUGUAAUGCUAUUUAUUGGUUGAUUAAAAACAGCUAACAGCAACUUGAUAA